AUGGAAGGUACCAAUUACGAAAUAGUGGAUUCGGUGCCUCCUAAUGACCGUACGUGGUUGGAAUGGAAAAACUUAGUGGAGCGUGAAGGGUGGACAUCUGAUGAUCUUAGCGUCUUAACGCUUACUCCAAAGCAACCAACGACACGAAUAGUACUUGCCCGAAGGAAAACUGAUGGCAGUUUCAUUGGUUCCGUUGUCUGGAAUGAGUACGACAAUAUCGCAUAUAUCGGAUUUUACUUAAUGCAUCCUGAAUACCGUGGAAAAGGCGUUGGUUCAAUUAUUUGGAAACGAGCAUUGGAAAGGAUGCCGAAAAAUUACACCAUUGUAUUGAGAGCAGUUCCCUACAUGAUUUCUCGCUAUAAAUCAAGGGACACGCCUUUUGAAGGUCCAUGUCUGCAUGCUUACGAAAUGGAUGGACAAACACUUCUAAGGAUCGCAGAUAUGUAUACAACCACAAAUUUUGCCGUCAAAAUGGUCAACGAAUUGACAAAAGAAGAGUACCAUCAAAUGGAACAAUUCGACCUGUCCAUAGUGAAGCGUGAUCGCAGUGAGUUUCUGCGUCGCUUUCACGAUCUACCGUUCACAUUUGGCACCGUGUUAUUCAACAGCGACAAGGAGAUCGUUGCCUGUGCAGCCGUUUCCCCAACUUUACAUUCCGAAAAACACCUGUUCAAAUUAGCACCUCUUUAUGCUUCUUCUCUUCAAGAAGCCUUCAUGGUAAUUAAGCCACUUAUUGGUGAAGUAAAAAACGUCGAUGAUAAAGGUCGUUUUGUAUUACAAACGCUUAGUGGAACUAUUGGCUCUACGUUGUUUUCUCCCCUGUUCACCUCAAUGGAUGAUGUUUCGUCGAGACAAUGUGGUGUCAGCCUGUUUAGCAGAACUUUUGAAAACCCGAUUGAUAUCCAGCGGCUGUUCAUCCCACAUAAUAAUUCGUGCCAUUUCGAUGCUUGA
Molecule: messenger RNA, 951 nt
Organism: Angiostrongylus costaricensis
Lineage: Eukaryota; Metazoa; Nematoda; Chromadorea; Rhabditida; Metastrongylidae
Source: the annotation of a GenBank genome assembly